AUGUAUAACCUGAGCUGUUACAGCCCUGGUUCCUUUACCCUGGCUGGAAUACCUGGCCUGGAGAGGUUCCACGUCUGGAUCGGGAUUCCCUUCUGUGCCAUCUACAUUCUGGCUGUUGUGGGCAACGGGACCCUCCUCUCCCUCAUUGCUGUUGAGGACAGCCUCCGAGAGCCCAUGUUUUUCUUCCUGUCCAUGCUGGCCACCACAGACCUCCUCCUGCCUACUGCCACGGUGCCCAAGCUGCUCAGUAACCUCUGGCUUGGCUCCCAGGAAAUAACCUUCACUGGGUGCCUCACCCAGAUGUUCUUCCUCCACUUCAGCUUUGUGGUGGACUCAGCCACCCUGCUGGCCAUGGCACUGGAUCGCUAUGUGGCCAUCUGCUUCCCCCUGAGAUACGCCUCCAUCCUGACGCCGCAGGGGAUGGUCAAGCUCGCGGUGAGCAUUGUGGGGAGAAGCUUCUCGGUCAUCCUCCCGGAUGUUUUUCUGCUGAAACGCUUACCCUUCUGCGGGACCCGUACCAUCCCCCACACGUACUGCGAGCACAUAGGUGUCGCUCAGCUUUCCUCUGCCGACAUCUCCGUCAACAUCUGGUACGGAUUUUCUGUGCCUCUCAUGACGGUCAUCUCGGAUGUGCUCUUUAUUGCCGUCUCCUACAUCUUCAUCCUCCGCGCUGUCUUUCAGCUCUCCUCCCAAGGUGCCCGCCACAAGGCGCUGGGCACCUGCGGCUCCCACGUCUGUGUCCUCCUCGUGUUUUACACGCCUGCCUUCUUCUCUAUCCUCGCUCAUCGCUUCGGGCACCGUGUGCCUCGAAAUGUGCUCAUCCUGUUUGCCAACCUCUACGUGGCCAUCCCUCCGGCUCUCAAUCCUGUGGUUUACGGAGUGAAGACCAAGCAGAUCCAGGACAGAUUUCUUCUCCUCUUUUCUUUGAAGAAGACACCAUGA
Phacochoerus africanus (Common warthog) is the source of this 942-nucleotide messenger RNA. Its product is annotated as olfactory receptor 52H1-like. Bases 1 to 942 code for a protein of 313 amino acids. The transcript has a single exon. Gene Ontology annotation, biological process: G protein-coupled receptor signaling pathway. NCBI's taxonomy places the organism in Eukaryota, Metazoa, Chordata, Mammalia, Artiodactyla, Suidae. Gene Ontology annotation, molecular function: G protein-coupled receptor activity; olfactory receptor activity. The record is from RefSeq and is a predicted model, not a curated record. Gene Ontology annotation, cellular component: membrane.